CACACAUUAUGGGGGACAGUGAGGAUCUGGAUGCUGCCGGUGCCUCAAAUGUUCAGAGCAGCCUUUCAGACUCCUCCGUGGAGAACGGUGCCACGCAAGAUGACUACCUUCUUCCCACCACGGCGCGCUCGCCAACCUGCGCCCGCUGCCGCAAUCAUGGCCUCAGGGUGCCAUUGAAAGGCCACAAGAACUGUUGCCAGUUCAUGGACUGCCAGUGCGACAAAUGCACCCUUAUUCUGCAAAGACGCCGGGUCAUGGCCGCCCAAGUGGCUCUUCGUAGACAACAGGAGCUGGAGCUGAAACGGCAAUUUCCCAGUGGUUUGCUACAGCUUCAGGACAGUGGGCCAACAAACUUCCUCCCCUUGGCCAAACCGCUGAAAGCGAUUAAACCAUGCAGGGGAGGGACAGACAAGAAAGAAAACGAAGAACCGUUGAACGAGUCCGAAGAUGGACUCCGGGGAACACCAGGGCUCCUGCGAAGACAAAGGCGGAGAACUGCAAGAAAGCGCCAUCGGAAAUCAGAAGCCCGUAGGUUCAAGCAGGCACGCAUUUGGGCCUUGAACAUGACAAUUUGA
Thamnophis elegans (Western terrestrial garter snake) is the source of this 575-nucleotide messenger RNA. Its product is annotated as doublesex- and mab-3-related transcription factor C2-like. The record is from RefSeq and is a predicted model, not a curated record. The transcript has 4 exons. Gene Ontology annotation, molecular function: RNA polymerase II cis-regulatory region sequence-specific DNA binding; DNA-binding transcription factor activity, RNA polymerase II-specific. Gene Ontology annotation, cellular component: nucleus. Bases 9 to 575 code for a protein of 188 amino acids. Gene Ontology annotation, biological process: germ cell development; regulation of transcription by RNA polymerase II; sex differentiation. NCBI's taxonomy places the organism in Eukaryota, Metazoa, Chordata, Lepidosauria, Squamata, Natricidae.